Gigantopelta aegis is the source of this 497-nucleotide messenger RNA. RefSeq names its product protein I'm not dead yet-like. Bases 66 to 497 code for a protein of 143 amino acids. Gene Ontology annotation, biological process: monoatomic anion transmembrane transport. The record is from RefSeq and is a predicted model, not a curated record. NCBI's taxonomy places the organism in Eukaryota, Metazoa, Mollusca, Gastropoda, Neomphalida, Peltospiridae. The transcript is spliced from 3 exons.
CCGAAGUGUAUAACAGACAAGACACCAGGUGUCGGGUUGACGCUGAUAGGUGAACUCUGGGGAAAAUGGACGAACCACGGAAAGGGACGUCGUGCUGCGGCGUGUCGGCUCGAGUCGUUGACAUAAACGCAGCGCCGCUUCAGCCGAGCGCGUGUUCGCAAAUUCUGGCUGCGUGGAGGUUUCUCGUCUUCGUGAUUGCGCCCAUUGCAUUAAUCUUCUUAUUAUUCAUUGGUGACGACCCGGCAUAUCGCUGCGCGUAUCUCAUUUUGUUAAUGGCCGUCUUUUGGAUCACCGAAGUGGUUCCCAUCGCUGUGACGUCACUACUACCAGUUUUCCUGUGUCCAAUGUUGGGUAUUCUGACAGCUAAAGACACGUCUUCUACCUAUAUGAAUUACCCGAGAUCUGUCAGGCAUGCAGCUCUAUUACCAUGUUUCAUGUUCUGCUCACGUUCCUGGCCCCCGUUUUACGAAGUGAACAUGACUCUAGGAUCAUCUUAA